Penicillium odoratum is the source of this 954-nucleotide messenger RNA. RefSeq lists its product as uncharacterized. The coding region runs from base 1 to 954 and encodes 317 amino acids. The transcript has a single exon. Gene Ontology annotation, molecular function: shikimate 3-dehydrogenase (NADP+) activity. Gene Ontology annotation, biological process: shikimate metabolic process; chorismate biosynthetic process. NCBI's taxonomy places the organism in Eukaryota, Fungi, Ascomycota, Eurotiomycetes, Eurotiales, Aspergillaceae. The record is from RefSeq and is a predicted model, not a curated record.
AUGGAAGCCCUAGAACAAUCAUAUCUCUACGGCACCUCCCCACUACCCCAAGAUGCCUCCUUAAUCCAUUUCAAAACCUACCUCUUUGGCAAACCAAUCUCCCAUUCCCUUUCCCCCCUCAUCCAAAACACCAUCUACCAACAAAUCCCCUCACAAUGGACCUUCCACCUAGCGGAAACAACGGACCCUAAAGUCUUCCAACAAACUCUAUCCGAUCAGUUCUGUAUCGGUACUUCAAUUACAAUGCCAAACAAACUAUCCUUCCAACCCGUCCUCGACGACAUAACCGAAGAAGCCCGUCUAAUGGGCUCAGUAAACACAACAUUCGUCCGCAUCGAUAAAUCCGGUCACCGACGAAUAAUCGGCACAAACACAGACUGCAUCGGGAUCAGAGACGCCAUCCUGCAGAAAUGCCCUGACGCCGUGGGGAUGGCACAACAAAAGGCCGCGUUGGUGACCGGAGCCGGUGGCGCAGCCCGAAGUGCUAUAUACGCAUUAUGGAAAUGGUUCAAGCCUUCCAUGAUUUAUGUGGCCAACAGAUCGAAAUCAGAAACGGACGAAAUGAUAGACUGGUUUCGGCAAUCUAUUCCAGAGUUGUUAAUUGAGGAUGUGAUGCAGGGAGCUGCGACAAUUCAGCCGUUUUUUGUGAUUGGGACUAUUCCCGAUUUUGAACCCCAAAGCCAGGAAGAGGUGCUUGUUCGGACUACUAUUGAUCGUGCCCUUCGCCAAUCUCAGAAAGGUGUUACGGUGGAUAUGUGUUAUUCGCCGUCAGUGCAGACGUAUCUUUAUGCGUUGGCGGAAGAUGAAGGGUGGACGGUUGUCUCAGGAGUGGAUGUUGUAGUUCGGGUUUGUAUUGCGCAGCAGAUAUUGUGGUUGGAAAAGGCUUUGGAUGAACGUGGGGUUCAUGAUGUAUUGGCUGCUGUUCGAAAGACCCAGACCGCGGGACAUGGCUGA